GUAGGAAGAGAGAUAGGGAGAGAGGGGAGAAACUAACGGAGCCACAGCAUCUCCACACUUGCUCUCUGGAAAUGCUUCAGAUUGGCUUCUUGUUUUAGGGUUGGUAAGCUUAUUGCGUUGCACAAGAAAAGAAAUACAAAUAACAGUCGUUCAGACAUACAGUGCGUCCUUAGUUCUCACAUCAGAGGAAGCGCUCUGGAAACUUGGAGCAAAGCGAUGCGCCACCGGGUGCGUAUCUUGGAAGGAAUCAGUUCUUAAGGAUUGGGAAAUAGCACACAGCUGGCUAUCCCUGUGGAAUGAUUGACCCCGCGUUUUCCAGCUCUAUCUUAAUUAUACAAAAUAUAUCGAUCAGCUCGUAACUUCUAAUAUUUUCCACGGACAGAAUUCUACCGGGACGACACGGAAUCCGGUAAUUUUUUUGGAAGUUGCAAAUUGCUGUGAGUGGAUUUUGAUACUGCUGAAGUUAGUCUGAUGUGACGGAGGUUUGAGGGUAAGACACCUGCCUCUGGGAUCACCGGCGGACACUUCAACUGCGGACAGAUCGGCGACGCGCUCAUAGAGAAGUCUCUGGCUCAGGCAGAUCUUCUGAUGACCUAAUGGAACCAAAUGUACGACAAGUGCUGUUCUGGGUCCUGGUGCUGCACUGUGGUUCUGCUGAGGGCAGCAUCCUGUACAGGGUCCAGGAGGAGCAGCCCCCCAACACUCUGAUUGGUAGCCUGGCAGCAGACCAGGGCCUACCAGACUCAGGCCAUCUCUACAAGCUGGAGGUCGGGGCACCCUACCUACGUGUUGAUGGGAAGACGGGGGACAUUUUCACCACUGAGAUACCCAUAGACAGAGAGACCCUGAGGGACUGUCGAACCCUGGUUAAGGGUAAGCCUUGCUACCUUGAAUUUGAAGUAUCGGUGACAGACCUGAUACAAAACCAGAGCCCACGACUGAUUGAAGGACGCAUUGAGGUACAGGACAUAAAUGACAACACUCCACAAUUUCCCUCUUCUGUCCUCACCAUCUCAGUCCCUGAAAACACAAUCAUGGGGGCGCUAUUCUCCAUACCUCUGGCUACUGACAGGGACUCAGAGAGGAAUGGGGUGGCAGAUUAUGCUCUGACUGCAGGGCCAGAUGCAGCAACCCUGUUUGGCUUACAGGUGGCUGACGACAGGGGGGGGAAGCUCCCGCAGCUUAUUGUCCUGGGCAACCUAGAUCGUGAGUUAAAGGAUUCCUAUGACCUCACCAUCAAGGCACUGGAUGGAGGAAAUCCACAGCGCUACAGCAGCGCUCUGCUGCGAGUGGUAGUCACUGAUGCCAACGACAACUCUCCCAAGUUUGAAAGGUCCACGUAUGAGGCGGAAGUGUCCGAAAACAGUCCACCGGGGCACUCUGUGUUGCAGGUCAAAGCAAAUGACUCUGACAUGGGCUCUAAUGGAGAAAUUGAGUACACCCUUCACCAAGCAGUAGACCCAGUGUCGACACUCUUACGAAUUGACCGGUCCACCGGCAUUAUCUACGUUAAAGGAUCCCUUGACAGGGAAGAAAUCAGCAGCUUGUCCUUCUAUGUGGUGGCGAGGGAUAAGGGUCCACAACCUAAAAGCUCAAAGACAUUUGUUACAAUUGAGGUGACUGACCAAAAUGACAACGCCCCAGUUGUGGAGAUUCGUGGAAUUGGUCUUGUGACACACAGCGAAGGAGUGGCCAACAUUUCAGAGGACAUGCCAGUUGGAACCGCUGUUGCUUUAGUGCAAGUGUCUGACAAGGAUGAGGGAGAGAACGCUAUGGUCACUUGUGUAGUCGCAGGAGAUGUGCCGUUCCAGCUUCGCCCUGCCAGCGACUCAUCCAUUGACAGUAAGAGGAAGUAUUUCCUACAGACAACCACUCCCCUCGACUACGAGAGGAUUAGGGAUUACCGAGUCGAGAUUGUCGCUGUUGAUUCUGGAAAUCCGGCCCUCUCUAGCCAAAAUUCUCUGAAGGUGCAGGUGACUGAUGUGAACGACAACUCUCCAAUAUUCUCCCCAACAUUGUUUGAGGUAGAUUUUGCCGAAGAAAAUCAACCAGGGGAGAAGGUUUUGGAUGUUAUAGCUUCAGAUGCUGACAGUGGCACUAAUGCUGAACUCCUUUAUAGUAUUGUGGCAGACUCAUCCAUCAAAGGUCUGUUUGAGAUUGAUCCAAAUACGGGCACAGUAAGAGCCCGAAGCCCCCUUGAUCGUGAGCAUAAAGAACGCUACGAGUUCCGGGUCACGGCAGCAGAUAAAGGGUUACCUGUUCAUAAAGGGACAGCAACUGUUGUAAUAAACGUCCUUGAUCGCAAUGACAAUGACCCCAAGUUCAUGCUGAGUGGCUACAGCUUUUCAGUUUUGGAGAACAUGCCUCCUCUCAGUCCAGUUGGCAUGGUGACAGUCCUGGAUGUGGACAAAGGGGAGAACGCCCUAAUUGAUCUGUCUGUAGAGCCUGAUGGAGGAAAGUUUGUCGUUCAAAAUGGAACAGGCACCAUUCUUUCAAGCAUCUCGUUUGACAGGGAGAAAGAAAGCAGCUAUACUUUCCGUCUUAAAGCAGUGGAUGGAGGAGAGCCCCCUCGGUCUUCAUAUGUGGCCGUCACGAUCAAUGUACUGGAUGAAAAUGACAACAACCCUGUGGUUACCAAACCCUCCAAUUCCUCCUUCAGGCGUUUGUCACCUCUAGCUUCCCCAGAUAGCCACGUUGAGAUAGUGGAAGCCGAAGACCUGGAUAGUGGGCCCAAUGCCGAGCUGGUGUUCAGUAUUUCUGGCGGAAACCCUUACCAGUUAUUCCGCAUUUCACCGUCCAGUGGGGAGAUCACUCUAGCAAAAGAAAUGACCCGAAAACAUGGCGGCCUACAUCGCCUAGUAGUGCGAGUGAGUGACAGGGGGAAGCCUGCACGUCAUGCCACUGCCCUGGUCCACAUUUAUGUCAAUGACACCAUCUCAAAUGUCAGCUUAGUGGAGGCUCUAGUAGGACACAGUCUUUACACUCCACUGGAAAGGGACAUUGCUGGUGAUCCUGACUAUGGUUUCGCUGCACAGCGUAGUAACAUUUUGUUUGGAAGCCUUGCCGGAGUGGCAGGUGUUGUCAUGUUGAUCCUGGUGGUGGUAUUUAUCCGACACCGCAUCCAGAGAGAAACUAAGAGUGGGUAUCAGGCUGGCAAGAAAGAAACAAAAGACUUAUAUGCGCCCAAACAAGCACCAAAAAAUGCCAAAGGCAAACGAGGAAGGAAAGGAAAGCCCCAAAAGUCCCCCAAACCACUCGGGGAAGAUGAAGAAGUCAGCCUUCAAAAGAGUCUCAAGUUCAACCUCGAUGGAGUGAAUGAUAGCCCCAGGAUACACCUGCCCUUAACAUAUUCUCCAGGAAGCCCUGAUAUAGGCAGGCACUACCGCUCCAACUCCCCCUUACCCUCCAUCCAGCUGCAGGCCCAAUCCCCUUCGGCCUCACAGAAGCACCAGGCUGUCCAGGACCUUCCUGCCGCCAACACCUUUGUAGGAACCGGAGGAGACGACAACUCUACCGGCUCAGACCAGUACUCAGACUACAGCUACAAGACCAGCCAGAUGAAGUACAGCAACAAACAGCAUACCCAUCGACGAGUGACCUUCUCCACCACCAACCCUGUGCAGGACCUGCAGGACGCCUCUCAGCACAGCUACUAUGACAGCGGCUUGGAGGAAUCGGAGACUCCCAGCAGCAAGUCGUCGUCUGGUCCCCGCAUCGGACCCCUGACCCUGCCCGAGGAUCACUAUGAGAGAACCACUCCAGAUGGCAGCAUCGGAGAGACCGAGCACCCUGAAAACGAUAUCCGCUCGCUCCCUGAUGUGGCGAUGACCGGAAACUGUACAAACGAGUGCAGCGAGCUGGGCCACUCAGACGCCUGCUGGAUGCCCGGGCAUCCCUCCCCCGUUCGCAAGGCCAGGAACCCCCCGAAACUCUCCACCUUCGUGCCUUACCAGGAGAGAGGGAGCCUGGGACGCCUGGCCAACGGGAGCGCCAGGCUGGGGGGGGAGGAGCCCCGGUCGCGCCUCCCGCCCUCCCGCAGUGCCUACUCCAACAGCGGUAACGACGCCAGUCAGGACUGCCCCUUAGAGGAGAUGCCCCUGAGCGUGGCCUCUGAGUUCCCGCCCACCCCCCCCUCGGCCCACACUCCAAAAAGGGAAAUUUACCUGUGAGGAAUGCCGUCAUCCGAUUGGUGCACAAAUGAGGAAAAAGCUACACCCACGUCAGAAGGAGAAACAGGCUGUACACAUGCUAAAGCCAAUGCCCGUUUUGUAGGUAACAAUAGGCUGUGACGCAUUCAAUCACUGGCAUGAACACUUGUUUUCUGUCAUUUCCUCCUUAAAUUAUUAAUUUAUUAGCAUAUUUAUUAAGAAUUCCACAAAGUUGAUGCACUCACUCAUUAAUUUAUACAAAAUCCGGAUGGAUUCGAUUCUAACAAAUCAAAAGGAAGUGCAGAUGGCAUAUGCUACUUUAGUAGUAACUAAUUAUUGUUGUAGUUAGCCAAGUACCAUUCUGUGAAGUGAUCUCUUGAAUUUGAAAGUUGUGGUCAGUGCUCUUGUGCCAUUAUUAGAUAUUAUUCAAUAGACAGACAGUCAGGCCCUAUCAGAAGGCAUUACACUUUUGACUAACAUCAAAUGAAACGGUCUAUAUUAAUGUACAGUGCUGUAAAUACAUUUGAAUGGUGUGUUCUACAUAUAUUUUUGUCCGGCAUACGCUGAAAAAAGAAAUUGCCUCAGAAUUUUUUGCAUAUUUAAGCUUUUCUUUGCUGCUGCUGUUUAAACUUGAUUGAAACCAUCUCCUGAAGUGGAGCUCAAUAUUGUGGUGGGCAUUUAUCCGCUCCACAAAAUCACACACACACACACACACACACACACACACACACACACACACACACACACACACAUUUCAGACCCCUAAUCAUAGUUGAAUGGCCUUUACCUCUGCUCCCUACAGAGCUCUGCCACUGGUGAAGAAAACUGUGUGGCAACAUUUAAACUGACAUUAUGUUCCACUGACUCUCGGCACUGUGACCUAUCGUUCAUCAUGAAAACGGUUGACUAGGCCACAGUACCCCGGAGUCAAAAUGACCGCAGAGUACUCACUGGACAUAUUCUGAUUGGCUUUUCAUAUUAAACCAUGUGACGCACUCUGUUGAUGAAAAUGUUUCAGCCCGAAAAGCUCAUCUCUGUCGUGACAAUCAGACGAGAUCUCGCAAUCCCGUCCCCCCUUUACGCUCAUAGUCCUUUACCCCUUAAGAUCCAUAAGAACUUCUCUAGAUCUAUUGAAUGCAUAACGAGGUAUUCACAUAAAAAGGCACUUGAGCUUAGAGAAACACUGCAAAACAUUGAGCACUUAUGGAAGCUAAUAUCACUACACGAGUGCUUGAUGUUGAGAAUACUUUCUUUGUUUUUUAGAGUAUCAGUUGUCAAUAGAUAUGUACUUCUUCAAAGGUGGAAACAAUACAGAGCACACAAUGAAAUGAGGGAAUAAAAGGAUAUUGAAUGAAAAUACAUCUUUGAAGUUAUUGUUACUAAAAUGAGGGAAACAAAUAUUUGAUAGCAAACGCAGAAUAUUGUUGAGCUUAAACAGAGAAUACAGUCAAACUGGAAUUACUCCAACUCCUGUUAAUUAUGAGUUCCCCUCUAUUGAGGACAACAUGCUUAAUCAAUUAUUAGGCAUUUUUUCCUCCUCUGGCUAUUGAACAGAGAAUAAAAUAUAGGGCAUGCCCGUGGGCUUCAUUUAUCUCUACAAAGAUUUUGCAAGUUAAUGUGAAGGAUAUGUCUGAAGGACACUGUGUAUUAGUCAGUAAUUGGAUGUUAAUGAUGACAACACUAGCCUGUCUUACAGCAUUGUAGGGCCGGCCGGUGUCUUUGAUUUAAACAUUGAUUUGAUUAGAUUUGUAGAUACCUUUCACCUCUGCAGAGUAUUUCCAUCGUGAGAUUGUGUCUCUGAGUAAGGGUGGAAGAGCCUUGAAUGGACAUUUCCUAAUUAGGGUGAGUAAUGAGUCCUGAGCUAGGGCAUGCGUGAGCACACCCCCAGGACAAGGCACCCACCAGAUAAUGCAAAUCCACCCGCAGAGCUACAAUCAGUUAAAAGGGGUAUUUUUAUCAGCACUUACCUCAUCACACUGCCAUUGAAAGCUGCGUUUAGAAUAAUUAAACUGGAAACAUAUGGAAAUUACUGGACAUGGCCAUGAUUAAAUAAGGUGGGCGAUUAUCCUGCCUUGAGGGGGAGAAAGCACAUUAUGCCGUUUUCAAAGCCAUUUAGCAACUGAAAUAAAAUUCAAACAACAGCCAUGAUACACUGUGAUUAAACCCCCACGGCUGCCCCCAGCACCCCUCUCGGAGCUGCGGAUAGCCGCUUCACAAACUCAAAGCAGUGGGUAAGAUCGCUGACCUGGAAUUGAUGAUAAGUGAGAAAGAUAGCAGUGAGUGAUAAAACCAAUGUCACAUAGCCUCCAUCACAACUAUGUCUAUUUAAAUGCGUUGACUCAAUUCCUAUUAUGCUUCAUAUCCAGAUUUAUCUCCGGGGUUAACCUGAUUCCAGCCAAAGUACACUUAUCGCUUUUGGGAAUCUGGUAUCUUCAGAUUUGCCUCUUUGAUCGCUAAUACAUGAAAUAAAUGGCGUGGCUUUUAGCAGAUAAGUCGUAAUCAGCGGUUGUUGCUCUGAACGGAAUGACGGGAGUUUGAUUUAGGUGCUCUGCAAAAUAAAAAACAAGCCCUGGCUUAAUGAGUUGGAUUCUCUCUCUCUCGGUAAUGACCUCCUGCUACUCACCCCUGGAAUGAUAUAUCACCAGGUUUGACCUUUCUUUUGAACUCAUGCUGAAUGAACUGUGUUUCCCUCUCUCGCAAACACAGACAGUUCCUCUUGAUUAAAGUAGGAGGACAUCAUGAAGCACCUAAAUACACUGAAUAAUGUUUAAUUUGUACCUAACAUUGAUUUAAUGUUCACUUGAGUAUAUGUUGCCUCUCUGUGGUGUGUAUCGUAUGGUGAUCAUUUCUUUAGAAAGAUGGAGAAAUUACUGAACUGAAAUUGGCAAGAUGGAAUUUUGUUUUCUUACUGAUCAAAGACUCUUAGGAAAACUGGUUGUGUGAAAAAAAUAAUGACAUAUUUUGGUGGUAUAGUGUACAUAGAUCUCCACCACCAUGCGUCUGCUGUUGAACAGACAGCGAUUUUAGCAUGAAUUCCAAAGAUAAUUGGUAGAAACUGUUUACUCUUUUUCUUUUUCCUUUCUGAAAUGUCAGUGCUGGUUCAUAUUCAAAAGGCCCUCUCCCAAACGAACUGAAAUUAACUGAACAUUUCAUCUUUUUUCACACAAGACAAUUGCCUUGAAAAUAUGUCUUUGCAAAAGAGAAUCUAGUUGUUAUCCUAAUUGUUGGUAUAUUUAUAUAGGAUAAAAUGCUUGUGAUGCCAUGUUUUUGUACAGUUUUAUGUACAUACAAGUGAAGCUUUCUAGAAGUUCUGAGAAAAGCCGAUGGCAUAUAAAAAUUGUAACAUGUUUUCCUGAGAUGUGCAAAUCUUGCCUUGGUUUGAUUGACCUUUGCUGAGUCAGUGUGAAUGUGGCCGUUCUAUGCCUGCACUGUAGUCAUUCACCGGCUCCCACCUCCUGAGGACUUAAUCAGUUUUUAUGUUUAUCGUGAACAGUGGAUCGUCUUAUCUUACCAGUUUGUUAAACUCCUGUGUUCUGCUUCGUUCUGUUUUCGCAUGUUGACAAAUUUUCUUGUAAUACUGUAAGUCCUCAUGAACUUUGUAAUAAAAUCACUU
Gymnodraco acuticeps is the source of this 7761-nucleotide messenger RNA. RefSeq names its product protocadherin 1a (gene pcdh1a). The transcript has 5 exons. Gene Ontology annotation, cellular component: plasma membrane. Gene Ontology annotation, biological process: homophilic cell-cell adhesion. The coding region runs from base 597 to 4169 and encodes 1190 amino acids. The record is from RefSeq and is a predicted model, not a curated record. NCBI's taxonomy places the organism in Eukaryota, Metazoa, Chordata, Actinopteri, Perciformes, Bathydraconidae. Gene Ontology annotation, molecular function: calcium ion binding.